Messenger RNA from Hypomesus transpacificus, 4051 nucleotides. RefSeq names its product damage-specific DNA binding protein 1 (gene ddb1). The coding region runs from base 87 to 3506 and encodes 1139 amino acids. Gene Ontology annotation, cellular component: nucleus; site of double-strand break. NCBI's taxonomy places the organism in Eukaryota, Metazoa, Chordata, Actinopteri, Osmeriformes, Osmeridae. Gene Ontology annotation, biological process: DNA repair; proteasome-mediated ubiquitin-dependent protein catabolic process. Gene Ontology annotation, molecular function: nucleic acid binding; protein binding. The transcript has 27 exons. The record is from RefSeq and is a predicted model, not a curated record.
UUGACUUCCGUCUGUUUUUAACACCUUCCUAUCCAUGGUGGUGUCUAGACUUGUGGAGAACUAAAACUAUUUUGUAGGUGUUCGCCAUGUCUUACAACUACGUGGUUACAGCGCAGAAACCAACGGCUGUCAAUGCCUGCAUUACAGGCCACUUCACCUCUGCUGAAGACCUGAAUCUGCUCAUAGCGAAAAACACACGGUUGGAAAUCUAUGUUGUCACUGCAGAGGGGCUCAGGCCCGUUAAAGAGGUGGGCAUGUAUGGCAAGAUUUCUGUCAUGGAGCUCUUCAGGCCCAAGGGUGAAAGCAAGGAUCUAUUGUUCAUUCUCACGGCUAAGUACAACGCCUGCAUCCUGGAGUACAAACAGAAUGGAGAGAGCAUUGACAUUAUUACCCGUGCCCAUGGCAAUGUACAGGACCGCAUUGGCCGCCCGUCGGAGACGGGCAUCAUUGGUAUUGUGGACCCGGAGUGCCGCAUGAUCGGGCUGCGCCUGUACGACGGAUUGUUCAAGGUGAUCCCUUUGGACAGGGAGAAUCGCGAGCUGAAGGCCUUCAACAUCCGUCUGGAGGAGCUGCAGGUCAUCGACGUGCACUUCCUGUACGGUUGCCAGGCACCCACCGUCUGCUUCAUUUACCAGGAUCCACAGGGGCGCCAUGUGAAGACCUAUGAAGUAUCCCUAAGAGAGAAGGAGUUUAAUAAGGGGCCGUGGAAGCAGGAGAACGUUGAGGCCGAGGCCUCAAUGGUCAUCCCAGUCCCAGAGCCAUUUGGCGGUGCUAUUAUCAUUGGACAAGAAUCCAUCACUUACCACAAUGGGGACAAGUACUUGGCCAUUGCACCUCCUACCAUCAAGCAAAGCACUAUUGUGUGCCACAACCGCGUGGACCCUAAUGGCUCUCGCUACCUGCUGGGGGACAUGGAGGGCCGUCUGUUCAUGCUGCUUCUGGAGAAGGAGGAGCUGAUGGACGGGGCCGUGGUGCUCAAGGACCUUCGUGUGGAGCUGCUCGGAGAGACCUCCAUUGCAGAGUGCCUGACCUAUUUGGACAAUGGUGUUGUAUUUGUUGGCUCAAGACUUGGGGAUUCCCAGCUGGUUAAACUCAACGUGGACAGUAACGACCAGGGCUCAUAUGUGGCUGUGAUGGAGACCUUCACUAACCUGGGUCCCAUAGUGGACAUGUGUGUCGUGGAUCUGGAAAGGCAAGGCCAGGGUCAGUUGGUGACCUGCUCAGGGGCAUUCAAAGAAGGAUCCCUCAGGAUCAUCAGAAACGGAAUUGGUAUCCACGAGCACGCCAGCAUCGACCUGCCCGGAAUUAAAGGAUUGUGGCCCCUGCGCUCUGAGGCUGGGAGGGAGACUGAUGAUAUGCUGGUGCUGUCUUUCGUUGGACAAACUAGAGUGCUGAUGCUCAGUGGGGAGGAGGUCGAAGAGACUGAGCUGCCUGGUUUUGUGGACAACCAGCAGACCUUCUACUGUGGCAACGUGGCGCACCAACAGCUCAUCCAGAUCACGUCGGGCUCUGUACGCCUGGUGAUGCAGGACAGCAAAGCCCUGGCCAGCGAGUGGAAGGAACCACAGGGCAGGAACAUCAGCGUGGCGGCCUGUAACUCGUCCCAGGUGGUGCUGGCCGUGGGCCGUGCCCUCUACUACCUCCAGAUCCUCUCUGGGGAGCUCAAACAGAUCAGCACCACAGAGAUGGAACAUGAGGUGGCCUGCCUGGACAUCACGCCCCUGGGGGAGGGAGGGGAGUCGCCCCUCUGCGCCGUGGGCCUGUGGACAGACAUCUCCGCCAGGGUCCUAAAGCUUCCCUGCUUCACUGCCCUGCACAAGGAAAUGCUGGGGGGAGAGAUCAUCCCUCGCUCCAUCCUGAUGACCACGUUCGAGGGCAGCUACUACCUGCUGUGUGCCCUGGGCGACGGAGCUCUCUUCUACUUCGGCCUGGAUCUGCAGACAGGUGUCCUAAGCGAGCGUAAGAAAGUGACCCUGGGCACCCAGCCCACAGUGCUGCGCACCUUCCGGUCUCUCUCCACCUCCAAUGUGUUCGCCUGCUCCGACCGGCCCACCGUCAUCUACUCCAGCAACCACAAGCUGGUCUUUUCCAACGUCAACCUCAAGGAGGUCAACUACAUGUGUCCGCUGAACUCGGAGGGCUACCCUGACAGUCUGGCACUUGCCAACAACAGCACUCUAACCAUCGGCACCAUCGACGAGAUUCAGAAGCUCCACAUUCGCACUGUCCCCCUCUACGAGUCUCCCAGGAGGAUCUGCUAUCAGGAGGUGUCACAGUGUUUUGGGGUGCUGUCUAGCCGAGUUGAAAUGCAGGACGCCAGUGGAACCACCUCGGCCGUUCGCCCCAGUGCGAGCACUCAGGCCCUGUCCAGCAGUGUGAGCUCCAGCAAGCUGUUUCCAAGCAGCACCUCCCCCCAUGAAACAUCCUUUGGAGAGGAAGUAGAGGUUCACAGCCUCCUCGUGGUUGACCAGCACACCUUUGAAGUCCUCCAUGCCCACCAGUUCCUCCAGAGUGAGUAUGCCCUCAGCAUGGUCUCAUGCAAACUUGGCAGAGACCCGGCGGUCUACUUCAUCGUUGGCACUGCCAUGGUGUACCCGGAGGAGGCGGAGCCCAAGCAGGGCCGGAUCAUCGUCUUCCACUACACUGACGGUAAGCUGCAGACAGUCGCAGAGAAAGAGGUGAAAGGAGCGGUUUACUCUAUGGUGGAGUUCAAUGGCAAACUGCUGGCAAGCAUUAACAGCACAGUGCGUCUGUAUGAGUGGACGGCAGAGAAGGAGCUGCGCACCGAGUGCAACCACUACAACAACAUCAUGGCCCUGUACCUGAAGACUAAAGGAGACUUCAUCCUGGUGGGAGACCUGAUGAGGUCUGUGCUACUGCUGGCUUAUAAGCCCAUGGAGGGCAACUUUGAGGAGAUAGCACGUGAUUUCAAUCCCAACUGGAUGAGCGCCGUCGAGAUCCUGGAUGAUGACAAUUUCCUGGGGGCAGAAAACGCCUUUAACUUGUUUGUGUGUCAGAAGGACAGCGCUGCCACCACAGACGAGGAGCGCCAGCACCUGCAGGAAGUGGGCGUGUUUCACCUGGGCGAGUUUGUCAAUGUCUUCUCCCACGGCUCGCUAGUGCUGCAGAACCUCGGCGAGAGCUCCACCCCCACCCAGGGCUCUGUGCUCUUUGGCACAGUCAAUGGCAUGAUCGGUCUGGUAACCUCCCUGUCAGAGGGUUGGUACAGCCUCCUCCUGGACCUGCAGAACCGCCUUAACAAGGUCAUCAAGAGCGUGGGCAAGAUCGAGCACAGCUUCUGGAGGUCAUUCCACACAGAGCGCAAGACUGAGCAUGCUACGGGUUUCAUCGACGGUGAUCUGAUUGAGAGCUUCCUUGACUUGGGCCGAGCUAAGAUGCAAGAGGUGGUCAGCAGUCUACAGAUUGAUGAUGGCAGUGGCAUGAAGAGAGAGGCGACAGUGGAUGAAGUCAUCAAGAUCGUGGAAGAGCUGACGAGGAUUCACUAGCCCCACACCCGGACCCCACGGGUCAGGCACACAAUGUGCUGGGGUGAGAGGGGAGACGCUCGUGGCUCUGUAAAUAAUUAUAAAUAAAAUCCAAGUGUGUGCAUGUCCGUCCUUCGAACCUCAAUGAAUGGACACCUUUUAAUAUCUAAAGGUGCUAAUCACACGCAUACAUAAUUUGAAUUUGAAGACCCCUUUGGACAAGAUGGCUGGCAUCCUGUAUGCUAACUCAGAGGCAAACAAAGGGAUUGGUCAGCGUGUGAUUGUAGGUCGGUGUGUGCUAAUGUCGUAAGACUCCCUACGGAUCUUUGUAUUAGGCUUUAAUUAUAGGAAAACCUUUGAGCUCCACCAAAAUGUUCAAUAAAGUUUGAUGGAACAAUCACUGUAGUGACAGAAGAUGAAACUCUUAAACCGACAUUCGCUGAGUAGAACUGUUUGGAGAACAUAAUGGCUAAGGAAGGAUGGAAGGAAACACAAAAGAUUCUUAGCUUUUUGUCUUUGUCAAGUUCUCCAUGUUUCUUUUAAAUAAAGUUUGCUUUAGUACUGUG